UGGGUACAGGGAGUCAUGAUCCGUUGCAUGUUAAAUAUCUGGGGGGUGAUAUUGUUCUUGAGGUUGCCUUGGAUUACUGCUCAAGCUGGUAUAGGUCUGACCUGGGUGAUUAUUCUGCUAUCCUCUUGUAUAACUGGGAUCACUGGUCUCUCGACCUCAGCAAUCGCUACCAACGGCAAGGUCAAAGGAGGUGGGACAUACUUCCUGAUCAGUCGCAGCCUCGGUCCAGAGCUGGGUGGAUCCAUCGGUCUGAUUUUUGCUUUUGCUAAUGCUGUAGCUGUGGCCAUGCACACUGUGGGCUUUGCUGAGACUGUUAGAGACCUCAUGUCUGAAAAUGGAGCUGUCAUGGUGGACCGAACCAAUGACAUCCGCAUCAUUGGCAUCAUUACUGUCACAUGUUUACUAGGUAUCUCAAUGGCUGGCAUGGCAUGGGAGUCAAAGGCCCAAAUCCUGUUCUUCCUGGUCAUCAUGGUGUCAUUUGCCAGUUACAUUGUUGGAACAAUCAUACCUGCUUCACCAGAGAAACAAGCCAAGGGUUUCUUUAGCUACAAAGCGGAAAUCUUUGCCGCGAAUUUUGUGCCUAAUUGGCAGGGACCAGACGGCAGCUUCUUUGGCAUGUUCUCCAUUUUCUUCCCCUCUGCCACUGGCAUCCUGGCAGGAGCUAACAUCUCUGGAGAUCUGAAGAAUCCAACAGUGGCCAUUCCCAGAGGAACAAUGAUGGCAAUAUUCUGGACCACUAUGUCCUACCUCAUCAUCUCUGCAACCAUUGGAUCCUGUGUGGUGAGGGAUGCAUCUGGCGGGUUAAAUGACACUCUAUUACCGUCCUCAUCUGGGGUUUGUCUUGGUGAAGCUUGUCAAUAUGGAUGGGACUUCACAGAAUGUAUCACCAAUAAAACAUGCACCUACGGCAUCAGUAACUACUAUCAGUCGAUGAGCAUGGUGUCAGCCUUCGCCCCUCUCAUCACUGCUGGUAUAUUUGGAGCAACAUUGUCCUCUGCUUUGGCCUGCCUGGUGUCUGCUCCCAAAGUCUUUCAGUGCCUAUGUAAGGACAAACUCUACCCUUUCAUCGGCUUCUUUGGCAAAGGUUACGGCAAGAAUAAUGAACCACUCAGAGGCUACCUAUUAACGUACAUCAUCGCUUCCUGCUUCAUUCUCAUUGCCGAGUUGAACACCAUUGCUCCCAUCAUCUCUAACUUCUUCCUGUGCUCAUACGCUCUGAUCAACUUCAGCUGCUUCCAUGCCUCAAUCACCAACUCACCAGGUUGGCGUCCGUCAUUCAGGUUCUACAGUAAGUGGCUGUCGUUGCUGUGUGCUGUGUGUAGCGUGAUUAUCAUGUUCCUGCUGACUUGGUGGGCGGCCCUCAUUGCCUUUGGCGUUGUCUUCGUCCUUUUGGGAUAUACACUCUACAAGAAACCUGCUGUAAACUGGGGCUCUUCAGUGCAGGCGAGCUCCUACAACAUCGCUUUAAACCAGUGUGUAGGUCUCAACCAUGUGGAGGACCAUGUCAAGAAUUACAGACCCCAGUGUUUGGUGCUAACAGGUCCUCCCAGCAGUCGCCCAGCUCUGGUGGAUCUCGUCGCCUGUUUCACAAAGGGUCUCAGUCUCAUGAUGUGUUGCAAUGUAGUCACUGUGAGUCCAACCCAACAUGCACAUACAUACACACCACCCAUGGAAAAGGCAAGCAGCGACCGUCAUGUUACCUGGUUGAACCAACGGAAGGUCAGGUCAUUCUACAGAGGUGUUGUGGCUACAGACCUAGGAUCAGGAGUUAACAUGCUGCUACAGGCGGCAGGUUUGGGACGUAUUAGGCCAAAUGUUCUUCUGAUGGGUUUCAAGAAAGACUGUCGCAGUGACACACCUCAGGCUGCAUACAACUACAUAGGAAUACUGCAUGAUGCAUUUGACCUACAGUACGGCGUUUGCAUUCUGAGAAUGAAGGAGGGACUGGAUGUCUCUCAUACCUGUCAAUCACAUGUUAAUCCAGGCUAUGAUGGAGGACAAGAGACUUCUAUCUCCAUUGAACCAGAGCCUCAGACUAGUACGGUGUUCCAGAAAAAACAAGAAAAAAAGACCAUUGAUGUGUACUGGCUGUCUGAUGAUGGAGGUCUGACCCUCCUGCUGCCAUACCUGCUGACUCGGAGGAAGCGCUGGGCCAGAUGUAAGGUCCGAGUGUUUGUGGGGGGAGAAACCGCCAAGAAGGAACAACAGAGAGAGGAGGUGUUGGCACUGAUCAAGAAGUUCCGUCUUGGUUUCCAUGACGUUGAAGUGCUUACUGACAUCUACCAGAACCCCAAGCCUGAAAAUGUUCGUCAUUUUGAGAAUAUAGUGGGUCGCUUCAGGCUGGAUACAAGUCCCAAACAGGACUCUGAUUCAGAACCACCAAGACAGCAGGAGGAGCCGUGGAUGAUCACUGACCAGGAUUUAGAGAGGAACCAGGCCAAGUCUCUCCGUCAGAUUCGUCUAAAUGAGGUUCUGCAGGAUUACUCCAGAGACGCUGCUCUGAUUAUUAUCACCAUGCCGGUGGGGAGGAGAGGAGUGUGUCCCAAUACUCUCUACCUGUUGUGGCUGGAUGCCUUGUCACGCGAUUUGAGACCCCCAGUCCUGAUGGUCAGAGGAAACCAUGAAAAUGUCCUCACCUUCUACUGCCAAUGAAAUGGCUUCUCAAGACCAAUAUACAGAUACUGAAAUACAGCUUAUAAUUCACCAAUAUCCUGACAUCAAUCAUUUUGAUUCAGACAUAUCUAUGCCUUGAUGACUAUAGAUGACUAUUGAUGAUUAUUGAUGAUAGUUAACGUAUGUAAUUUGUAAUUACAAUGUUCUGGUCCUUUAAUUCAACAUAUUAACUUGCUGAGCUAUUUGUGAAGCUUUUAAUUCAACAUCUUAAUGAUGUACACAUUUUAGUAUUCUUGCAAACGUAAAUCACUAUAGGAAACAUAUUAAAACUAUUAAUUGUAAAGUCAAUUGUUUAUCAAAAUGAUUUGUAAUGUUCAACAUUUAUGUCCACAAAACCUGUUUUAUGUUCUUUCCUUAAAUUGAUGCACAAGAGUGAGUUAUUUUUGAGAGAGUGUGUGUGUAAAUGUAAAUGGAACUGUAUUUACAUAGCACUUUUCUAGUCUUAAC
Messenger RNA from Perca flavescens (yellow perch), 3120 nucleotides. It is a transcript of the gene slc12a3, whose product is annotated as solute carrier family 12 member 3. The transcript has 25 exons. The coding region runs from base 16 to 2652 and encodes 878 amino acids. Gene Ontology annotation, cellular component: apical plasma membrane. The record is from RefSeq and is a predicted model, not a curated record. Gene Ontology annotation, molecular function: sodium:potassium:chloride symporter activity. Lineage: Eukaryota; Metazoa; Chordata; Actinopteri; Perciformes; Percidae. Gene Ontology annotation, biological process: potassium ion homeostasis; chloride ion homeostasis; chloride transmembrane transport.